Messenger RNA from Callorhinchus milii (elephant shark), 3197 nucleotides. Its product is annotated as beta,beta-carotene 15,15'-dioxygenase. Bases 241 to 1809 code for a protein of 522 amino acids. Gene Ontology annotation, molecular function: beta-carotene 15,15'-dioxygenase activity; carotenoid dioxygenase activity. Lineage: Eukaryota; Metazoa; Chordata; Chondrichthyes; Chimaeriformes; Callorhinchidae. The record is from RefSeq and is a predicted model, not a curated record. The transcript has 11 exons. Gene Ontology annotation, biological process: carotene catabolic process; retinal metabolic process.
CCAGAUCGGGUCAGGAAGCUGCAAUUUCUGAGUGGAGCUGCAAUAACACUGAACAGCAAUGACAACUUCCCACCCCACACACACACCACAUAAACACACACCUCCUGGAUUGUCAGAGUGGAGACAGCGGCUGUAUAAAUAGCGUAAAGAUUGCGAAAGAGACUGUACUUUCUGUGGACUGUACUGAACUGUACUCUCCCUCUCGCGCUCUCCAGAGCAGCUCAUUUGCAAUCGGUCAUCAUGCAAUCAUUCUUCGGCAACAAUAGGAGGGAGAGCCCAAAACCUGUCAAAGCACAAAUUCGAGGUGAAAUUCCAAAAUGGUUACAAGGGACGCUUAUUCGGAACGGACCCGGAAUGCACAAAAUCGGAGACACUGUGUACAACCACUGGUUUGAUGGGAUGGCAUUGCUGCAUUCUUUUACCUUCAAAGACGGUGAGAUAUUCUACAGGAGCAAGUACCUGCGUAGCGAUACUUACAGGAGUAACAUGGAAGCCAACAGGAUUGUGGUGUCCGAGUUUGGAACAAUGGCUUACCCAGAUCCUUGCAAGAAUAUUUUUGCCAAGGCGUUUUCCUAUCUGUCGCACACUAUUCCAGAUUUCACUGAUAACUGUUUGAUCAAUAUAAUAAGAUGUGGUGAGGAUCUCUAUGCAUCAACAGAGACCAACUAUAUCAGAAAGAUAGACCUGGAGACUCUUGAAACAAAUGAGAAGGUUGACUACAGAAAAUACGUAGCUUUGAACUUGGCCACGUCCCAUCCCCAUUACGAUACAAAUGGAAACACUUACAACAUGGGCACAUCCAUAGGAGACAAGGGGAAGACAAAGUACCAGAUUAUAAAGAUACCACAAAGUAAACCAGGUGACAAGGAGCACGCGUGCUUUACAAAUUGUGAAGUGAUAUGUUCCAUCCCUUCUCGUUCGCUACUCAGACCCAGUUACUUCCACAGUUUCGGAAUGACUGAGAACUACAUUGUCUUCAUCGAACAGCCGUUUAAACUGGAUAUUCUUAAACUGGCGACUGCCUACUUCAGAGGAGUGAACUGGGCCAGCUGUCUGGGGUGGUAUCCGAAUGACAAGACAUAUAUUCACCUUAUAGAUAGAGAGACAAAGAAGAUUUUAUCUACGAAGUAUUACACAGAUGCCUUGGUAGUUUACCAUCAUGUCAAUGCCUAUGAGGAAGAUGGCCAUGUAAUCUUUGAUAUUGUCGCGUACAAUGAUAACAGUUUGUAUGAUAUGUUUUACCUGAAAAUCUUAAAGCUGGAUGAUGCUGCAUUCGAAAAACAAGGCAAGACUUUCUCCUCUCCAUCUUGCAGAAGAUUUGUUAUCCCACUACAACAUGACAAGAAUGUAGAAUUAGGCACAAACAUUGUCACACUUGAAAACACAACAGCAAGUGCACUGAAGGAGAAAGAUGGAUACGUGUACUGCAAGCCUGAAAUAUUAUUUGAAGGAAUAGAACUGCCGCGGAUAAACUAUGAUUACAAUGGCAAAAAGUACCGAUAUAUCUAUGCAUCCAAGGUUCAGUGGCGUCCAGUGCCAACAAAGAUCAUAAAAUGUGAUAUUCUGACUAAAACCUGUUAUGAAUGGAGAGAGGACCACUGCUGGCCGGCAGAGCCAGUCUUUGUCAGAGCUCCAGAGGCCAAAGAGGAAGAUGAUGGUGUCCUGCUUUCUUCCAUUGUGUCCUCUGAUCCCAAGACAUCCUCGUUCUUGCUCGUCCUUGAUGCGAAAACUUUUAAAGAACUGGGUCGCGCAUCAGUUACAGCGGACAUACAUCUUGACCUGCAUGGUCUCUUCAUUCCUGAAAAGUAGCUGAGUACAAAACUACAAUAAAACUAAGUAAUUUCUGGAGAAGUCCAUCAUCAAGAAGUUAGCUUCCUUCAAGUCCCGCCUCAAGACCCUCCUCUUCGACCAUGCCAUCGGCUACCCCCCUUCCUCUCCCCUCCCCAACUCCAGCUUGGGUCUGAUAUGCUGUACACUGUCCAGCGCCUUGGGGCGUGCUUCUGACGUGAAAGGCACUAUACAAAUGUAAUCUUGUUGUUGUUAGUGAUAUCCAAAUUGGACACCGUCAUAGGACUAAAUGAAAUGCUCAUAGCUGGACAUAAUACUGAAAUUACAAAAUCUGUGGCACUCAUUCCAAUUCUGAACCAUCUUACAUAAAUUAUUUAAAUGAAAUUGCUGUGUACAAAGAGAAAUAAUUAAGUCAACUUCUUAUUUACCCUUUUGCAGAACAAAACAUCACAUUUAUCAGAUAGUUUUUAUUUAAAAACAGCCAUGAUGAUCUGCGAAAUCUGAGAUCAGUACAACUUAUUGACAAGAAUGUAAUCAAUAUUAAUUUCAUGUUUAGUGAAUGUAAUUUUUUUAAUAUUAUUCCAUGAAGGUUGUUUAGGCAGAACUGUAGUUUUUGUGCGUUCUCUAACAACGUAUGUUUUCUGUGCAACCACUAACAUAAUGUAUACUUACUUUUAUUUAUUGUAAUUCAUUUUGGUUUCUCAAUUAGUGAAAGCGCCAUAGGUGUGCAAUCAGAUUGUUCAAUGUAGUGUUAGAAUUGUGAGCUAAUAUAUUUUUGCAAGUUGUGACAAAUAUUUAAUUGUCUGUGUGUUAAAAUACAGAUUUGUCUAACCAUACAAAAGCCCUGAACAAUUAAAACAUAGCUGCUUGGAAUGAACAUGCUUUGUAAUGUGUACGAUGUUGAGUCCAUGGAUCAUGGGGAGGGAAUAAACACGUUAAUCACUAGGUCAUAGAAAAAUAAAAUAGUAUUAUAAUGAAAACACUAACACUGUGCCAAAAUGUCAUAUUACCAAACAAUAAGUCUUAUUUUAUCUGAAAUGUGAUGUCGAGAGUCCUGCGCAAUAGCACAGCCUUUUAAUCCAAUUUGGAUUCUUGUGAGUGUCAUUUAAUUAACAUUGCUAAAUCCUUAUUAAGGCAUUAUUUAAUAAAUUACUGUGAUCCUAAUCUUACCUAAAUACAAAUGGUUCACUGAAAUAAAUGUUUUAAGAUUAAGCUAUUAAAUACUUCACAGAUUCCGUGACUGUUGGCAUGUUUGAUUUUGUAUCGUUGUGCGAUUACUAUGGCAUUGGAUGCUCCCCAUUCUGAACUGCAGUUGGAGUCAAUGCAACAAACAACCUGGUGACCUUGGCUGUUGUUAUUCAGUCACUGCUUUAAACACAAGUCCAAUCAAUAAACUAGAUUAUGAAGUA